AUGGUGCUGCAAGCACACCUGCACCUGCUGAGCGCCCAUGUCUCGAGCCAAGACAUGAAGACGUCUGUCCCGACGACGAGCGAGGCGGAAUGGGAUCGGAUCGGCGACGCCAAGACGGCCCAGAAUCCUCGCUCCUGCAAACAACUCGCCAAGGCUUCGAGCACGCUCCUGAAGCAUCUGCGCCUGGGUACAACCUAG
Molecule: messenger RNA, 198 nt
Organism: Drechmeria coniospora
Lineage: Eukaryota; Fungi; Ascomycota; Sordariomycetes; Hypocreales; Ophiocordycipitaceae
Exons: 1
Coding region: 1-198 (65 amino acids)
Source: RefSeq, a predicted model, not a curated record